Messenger RNA from Oldenlandia corymbosa var. corymbosa, 5469 nucleotides. The record is from the annotation of a GenBank genome assembly. Lineage: Eukaryota; Viridiplantae; Streptophyta; Magnoliopsida; Gentianales; Rubiaceae.
AUGGACAUGACAUCAACCUGGAGAUCCCAGGGCAUGGCGUCUUCUGAUGAAGAAGGGGAAAUUGUUCCUCAUUCUGUUACGAAUUUCCAUUUCGUUAACGACAAGAAUGAGCCAAUUUCGUUCUCUGUGUUACCAGUUAAGUGGAGUGAUGAUGAAGAGAUGACUGAGUGUUUCUCUCAAGACAAGAUAUUCUUACUGGGCACAGAUGAUACUGGUCUGCAGAAGGUAUACAAGCAGGUAGUUGCCUGGAAAUUUGACCUGUCCUACGUGCUGCCUGAGAUAUACGUGCUCUCUAAAGAUCAAAAGUGGAUAAAGCUGGAUAAACCAAGGAAAAGUUAUGAAGAAAUCAUCAAAUCGAUUCUAGUCACAAUCCACUUUCUGCAUUGUGUUAAAAGAAAUCCAAGGGAGUGCCAAGAUACUGCCAUUUGGUAUCAAUUACUGAAAGCCAGGACUUUUGAGGUUCCACCUUGUGAGAAGGACCUUUCUGGCCAUAUGGAAUUGAUUAAUGAAGCCAGGAUGAGGGACAAAGAUAUUGCAGAAUCUGAGUACAUGGCAAGUGUAGUUUCCAAGGUGUAUGAUAAUUUACAAGCUGCCAAUGAGGACUCACGAGCUCCGAAGAAAUUGAAAUUUGUUGUUGAUGACAUUUAUGAAGAUGAUUGCAAUGAGUGUGAUAGCAAGGCUGAUGAAGGCUUAGAGGAAUAUUUUGAUUCAGUCUGUGCCCUUUGUGACGAUGGUGGUGAAAUAUUGUGUUGUGAGGGAAGAUGCAUAAGAUCCUUCCAUCCAACCGUUAAAUCUGGUAUUGAAUCCAAUUGUCAAUCUCUUGGUUACAGUCUGGAACAAGCAAAGGCGAUUCCGACUUUCCUGUGCCAGAAUUGCAGAUAUCAGAUGCACCAGUGUUUUGGUUGUGGUAAAUUAGGUUCUUCCAACAAAUCAGUUAGUGCAGAUGUAUUCCCUUGUGUUUCCGCAACUUGCGGUCACUUCUAUCAUCCACAGUGUGUUUCAAAACUUCUUUUUCCAAGUGACGAAGAAAAGGUGGAAGAGCUUCGGAGUAAAAUUGCUGUAGGAGAUUCAUUUACUUGUCCCAUGCAUAAGUGCCUCGUAUGUAAGCAAGUCGAAAACAAGAAGGUUUAUGAAUUGCAGUUUGCAAUUUGCAGACGAUGCCCUAAGGCAUACCACCGCAAAUGUUUACCCAGAACAAUAAGUUUUAUAAGAGAUCAAGAAAAUAAUAUUCAGCGCCGGGCUUGGGAAGGUCUUUUGCGGGAUCGUAUCUUGAUUUAUUGCAUGGACCACGAAAUCAUUUCUGAGCUUGAAACUGCUAGAAGAGAUCAUCUACUUUUCCCUGGCAAUGUUACGAAGCAGCAGUAUUUAUUAGGGUCAGGAUCUUCAGAAGUAUCGGUUAGAGAUGUAAAGAGAAGUAAGAAACUUGGGUCUCUUGAACUUGAAGAAAGACCUGCAAUAAAAGUGACUAGAUCACUGAAGGAACUUUACGACAGCAGUAUAGCUGGUGUUUCUGGAAGCAAUGUUGCAACGGGUAUUCCGAAAAGGAAAAGGGGUCGCCCUCCCAAGUCUUCCCUGGUUACCCAGAUGUCUGUCGAUGAAUUGAAGCACUCAACUCUGGGGGAAAAAGAGUCAUCUCAUAACAUCGUUCAUUCAAACUCAAAGAGAGUGGAAUUUCCUUCUGGCAAAGAUAACAGUGCGCUCACAAAGAAGUCUUCAAUCAAGAGGACAUGCAGUGUUCAGCCUUCUGAAAAUUCUGAGAUCCAAAACAGAGUACUUGCGAUCAUAGAAAGUACUAAUGCGUCGUUUGAUCAAGAACAAUUCGUAAAGGAGAAAAAAGAGAAAUCUAGAAUAAAUUCAUACUGCUCCAACUUCAAUGUGGAUAAGUCCAUUACCAUGGGGAAGGUGGAGUGCGCGGUGAAGGCAAUUCGAGCUGCCUUAAGAAAAUUAGAAGAUGGAGGCACAAUAGAGGAUGCUAAAGCAGUCUGUGAGCCAGAAAUUCUUGAUCAGCUAAUGCGAUGGAAGAGGAAGCUCCGGGUAUAUCUUGCUCCUUUUUACCAUGGUAUGCGCUACACAUCUUUUGGCCGCCACUUCACCAAAUUUGAAAAGCUAAAGGAGGUAGUUGAAAAACUGCAAUGGUAUGUGAAAGAUGGAGACAUGAUAGUCGACUUCUGUUGUGGAUCGAAUGAUUUCAGUUGCUUGAUGAAAGAAGCUCUGGACAAAAUGGGCAGGCAGUGCUCAUUCAAAAACUAUGACCUUAUACAACCCAAGAAUACUUUCAAUUUUGAGAAAAGGGAUUGGAUGACUGUCCAAACUGGAGAACUACCCGCGGGACGUUCACUGAUAAUGGGGCUGAAUCCUCCUUUUGGUGUCCAUGCUGCUCUUGCCAACAGAUUUAUCGAGAAGGCACUUCGAUUCCGCCCUAAGCUUCUGAUUCUCAUUGUUCCAAGAGAAACUGAAAGACUCGAUAGCAAGAAGUUCCCUUAUGAUUUAAUAUGGGAAGAUGCUGAACUACUUUCUGGAAAGUCAUUUUACCUUCCUGGGGUGUUGGAUGGGCAUGCUCGGCAAGUGGAACAAUGGAAUGUGGAGCCACCUCCAUUAUAUCUUUGGAGUCACCCUGAAUGGACUGAUCGUCACAGAUCUAUAGCUCAAGUACAUGGCCACAUACGGAAGGCAGAAAAUAUGCCAGUUUACCAACAGUCCAGAAGACAUUAUCUUCAAGCCGAGCAUGACGGUGUUGACAUGGAAUUUUCCCCGGUCACUCGCAACAGCAUUUUGGCAAUGCAUUUGGUGUUACCUAAUGUAUAUACCUAUGGGGAACCUGAAAAAGUAAAAAAAACACAGACAAAAAUAAUACUCCAUUUCCACCGGCCGGCACUCCAGCUCCGCAUGCCGGAUGGUUCACGUUCUUUGCUUCCGUUUUCAGUUAAAUUUUUCAUGGAAAUGGCAUCCUCAGAUGAAGAGGGGGAAAUUGUUCCUGAUUCCGUUACCAAUUUCCAUUUUGUUAAUGACAAGGAUGAGCCAAUUUCGUUCUCUGUGUUGCCAGUGAAGUGGGGUGACGAUGAACAGAUGACUGAGGCUUUCUGUCAAGAGAAGACAUUAUUCUUAAUCUUACAAGGAGUAGAUGAUUCUGGUUUCCAGAACAUAUGUAAGAAGGUUAUUGCCUGGAAAUUUGAGCUGUCAUAUCUCCUGCCUGAGAUAUACGUGCUCACUCAAGAUCAAAAGUGGAUAAAGCUGGAUAAACCACGGAAAAGAUAUGAAGAAACAAUCAAAUCAGUUCUAGUUACAAUCCACUUUCUGCAUUAUGUCAAAAGAAAUCCAGAGGAACACCAAGAUACUGUCAUUUGGACUUUUGAGGUUCCACCUUCUGAGAAUGACCUUUCUGACCAUAUGGGAUUGAUUAAUGAAGCCAGAUUGAGGGACAAAGAAAUUGCAGAAUCUGAGAGUUUGAAACAGUACAUGGAAACCAUUGUCUCCAAGGUGAAUGGUAAUACACAAGAUUCCAACGAGGAUUCACCAGCACUGAAGUUAAAAUUUUCUGUUGAUGAAACUGAAGAAGAUGAUUGCAAUGAGUAUGGUAGUGAUGCGGAUGAAUGCUUAGAGGAACCUUUUUAUUCUGUCUGUGCAUAUUGCGAUGAUGGUGGUCAACUAUUGUGCGCUCCGCUUGCUAGGGAGAACUUAAUAUUUACUGCAGUUUGUUCCCUAUCACAGGAUUAUGGUGGUGACGGUGUUGAUUACAGUCAUCAUUUCGAUACUAACAUAAGAUUCACAACUAUUGAAGCCGCUGUGCUAUGGGCGAAAAAGACUGCAAUAUCUCUUAAAUUCACAGUGGUUAAGGCGUCGAAGACAGAUGAGACUAAGAAAUUAUUACGAAGUCGAAAGUGUGUUCCCUCUAGAGAUACAAAGAAUCGAGUGCGAGAAACAAAAGCGCAGUAUUGUGGAUGCUCGUUCCGGCUUCUAGCCCAAAUUCGCCCAGGCGAAUCUAUUUUUGGGAUUCGUUCAUGUCUCGGUCGUAAUGGUACGCAUAACCACCAGUUUGGCAGCUUCGAGGAGGGACAGAUGCAGAUGAGCGGCCUUAGUGAUAAAUCGAAGGCGAUCGUUGACGAGUUGACUGCCAUUAAUGUAACACUGUCUGCAAUGCUGCGGGCGAUUCAGCAGAAAUUCCCGGAUGAGCACGUUGUGAUCAAACAGACAUACAACUACAAGAGUAGGAUGCAGGUGGAAAAGAGGAAGUGUAAAACGUUGGUGGAUCACUUCUUUGAGAUUACUCACCAACACAAGUAUAUGAUUAUUAUGGCUAAUGAAAAAGAAGAGCAUACGAUUUUUACAGAGCUUUCCCUUAAGGCAUUCAACAGGAGGCCUGAAUUUUUGAGCCGCGUCAAUGAGUUUCUACACCAUGAGCUGGAAGAAGAGGAACACCAUGAGCAGAAGAGUUUCGAGGAACAAGAGCAACACCAUGAUCAGAUGAGUUUCGAGGAACCUACAGUGAAAACAAGUGUUAAAGGGCGCCCGAAAGUGAAUAUCCCGCGGAAACGGUGUUAUUGGGAGAAGUAUACUAUUGGUUCAGGGAGAUCGUGCAUGAGCACAUCCUUGCCUAUAUACGAUGAUAGUCAUACAGAUGCAGUUGCAGAUGCAGAUGCUGAUACAGAUGCAGCUCCAAGUCCCCUAGCCCUAAGACGAAUAACAUUGCUUCGUCUACCUGGAGGUGAAUGUGGAGGUGAAUGUGGUGGUGAAUAUGGAGGUGAAUGUGGAGUGAACUGGAAUGAUGAUGAAGAAAUGACUGAUACAGCUUUCUGUCAAGAGAAGACAUUAUUCUUACAGGGGACAGAUGAUUCUGGUCUCCAGAGGAUCUAUAAGAAAGUCAUUGCCUGGAAAUUUGAGCUGUCAUAUGUUCUGCCUGAGAUAUACGUUCUGUCCAAAGAUCGAAAAUGGAUGAAACUAGGGGAAUAUCAUAUCAUUCUGAAAUUAAUUAUAAUCAUGGUUUCCAUCAUAUGCAGGAGUUUUGAGUUCCCACCUUCUCAGAAGGACCUUUCCGACCACAUUGGAUUGAUCAAUGAAGCCAGGCAGAGGGACAAAGAUAUUGCGGAAUCCGAGUACCUGGUUUCCAUUGUAUCCAAGGUUCAUGGUGAAACACAAGCUGACAAUGAGGCGAUUCAGACUUUCCUAUGUAAGAAUUGCCGAUAUCAGAUGCACCAAUGUUUUCCUUGCGGGCAAUUAGGUUCUUCCGACAAAUCUAGUGACGCAGAACAAUCUGCUCUUCUUGCCGGUUCUUCUGCAUGCAUGGCAUAUGAACCGUCUUCUCCUGGAUUCGAUCCUGUGACCUGCUGUUUCAAGCCACCAGAUAUACAUUUUGACGCCAUAUCAGCCAAGCAGCAAAGUCAACAUAGACUAGAAUCCUCUAUAGCUCCUGCUUGUAUAAAUAAUCACUGUCCUUUUAUGCAAUACGAGGAAAGUGAGUCGGUUGUAGCUUAG